GGAGCAAGGAAAGGAAGAUGAAGACAGGAGGAGAAGGAUUCCGAUCCAGGUAGUCUAGGCUGUGAGUCUGUGGGCCUGGCCAGAUUGCUGGAAUGAGGAGGCCCCUCUGUGGCCUGCCAUGGAGUUUACCCACCUGGGGAAAUUCACUCAUAUUUCCUCUGGACAGCAGUCACAGGGACCACAGGAGGGCUGAGCAUCACAAAUAAGGAAGUGGAAUCCCAGAAUCCGUGCCAGAGUGCAGGCGGGUCACUAGGAUAGGCAGGCGGCUGGAGUCUCCGAUGAGUUGCUUUCUCGUGUCUGCAGGCACCAUAACCCAGCACCAUGUCCCAUCACACUUUAUAUCUGAGCCAUCCACCUAGCUGUUUAAACAUCAGAACAUCCAAAGCACUCGGGAGGCACAGGCAGUGCCCAUGUCAUGUGGCCACAACCACCUAUGACUCCAGCUCCAGGGACAUACACUCCACCAUGCACAUACGGAAAUACCUACCCAUGCACACACAAAUAAUUAAAAAUAAAGCCUUUGAAAAGGAAACUAUUGUUUUAAAAACUAUACAGCUAGAAGUGGAAAUUCUACGUAAUGUAUAUAUUACAAGAAAGAAUAAUGGGUGGUAGGGCUCUACCUCGGAGGAGGAAUUUUAAUGAGCCCCAGGGGUGACUGGAACACACGGCUAGACGAGACGACCGAAUAGACUUCAAGAUCCUCACAGGGGUGCAGGGGUGCUUAUCAGAAACAGGACAUCAUUUCUCCCUUCUAUGUAAAUAGGUUAACAUCUACCUCCGAGAGUCCUAGGUUUAAAGAUGGGGGUGAAGCACUGCCAACAGGUCAGCAAGUACCAGACAAGACCGGAGCUAAAGUACUCCCCACCCUCAUCUCCAUACCAAAAUUUCCCACCGGAUUCUGGACCCCUUGCAGAGUGGACUCUAGCUGCUUUAAAUUCCCCCAGGGAAGUGGGCAGAAACUGAGAAAGAACCUAGGACCCCAAAUGGUCAAAAGGCAGACCGAUCUGUACCUAAUCCAGAGGGGCCCGUGCCUCGCUUCCCCCUUCUGUUCUGAGGACAGAGGUCCUGGAGCAGCCUUCCCAAGCACCAUUUUUCCUGAAGUCUGUGUUACACCUGUGCGGUGCCCACAUCUCCUUUGACUCCAGUUAGCAUCUGAGUGAUCACGACGGCUCCAGUUCCUUCUCCGGUCAGAGCCAGAUGUGGUCACUGCUUCACUCCGGUGAUUUGUUUAUCUUUACAGCCGCUGAGGCUGUGGUUCUCAACCUGGGGGUCGUGACCCCUUUAAGGAUCCCAUAUCAGACACCCUACGCGUCAAAUAUUUACAUUAUGAUGCAUAACAUGAUCAUUUCAUGGGGGGAGGGACGCCAUAACAUGAGGAAGUUGUAUGAGAGGGUGGCGGCGUUAGGAAGGUUGAGAACCUCAGCUCUGAGGACGCAGACGUGAGAGACAAUGAGGUUCUGAGGUCAAUAAUUUGACCAAGACCCUGACAGAGGGUAAGCAUCAAAGCUCACGUUUUAACUUAGGCUCGCACAACCUCGGAGCUCAUGAUUUCCUACCACGCCUCUACUUCUGGGGUGAGCUAAUCAAGGCGCUGAUAGAAAGGAACUUUCUCGAGAGCCAAGCAAGCUGAGCGUGGAAACCACACCCUCGGCUGCCAGACCCCAUACACUUUCCACCUCGCUUCUGGUUUAGGAACCCCCUAACGUCAUAUAGAGCUGGCAUCCAAAGCUUCCGAACACCUCCUCGGGGUUUGGAAGGACCUCUGGUCACCAGCCAGGCCUCGCCAGUGAGGAAACCAUCGGACCCCAAGGGUCAAAGCAAAGCCAGACCGAGGACAGCGCAGGACACUUUUUAGCCUUGGGGGGGUGGGGGUGGGGUGGUUCCAAAAGCUCUUUCCCAAAGUUGCAGCCCACAGCUGGUGCCCCCUGCUGGUAAGCCUGUGUAUCUCUCAUAACAAAAGUGAAACCACUUCUCCCAAAAAGAAGAAAACCGGCUUCAUUCAGAUUCCAGAACGAGCAUUAAUUCAAUAUCAAUCUUCUCUCUCACCUCGCCUUUCAGUUCUUCUCUUGACCCAAAGAAAAAACUAGUUGUUUUGCAUAGAAAGAUUAAAUACACAUUUGAGUCCUGCCUGAACCACUGAGUUCUAGACCAACCUGGAUUACUUAGUAAGCACUUAGUCUCAAAAAAACAAGUAAAGGUAAGCCUGGGGCUACUGGAGUUCAGCGGGUGACUGCUUGUACAGCAUGUGUGGUGGGGGCCAGGAUUCAAGCCCUGCUGUGAGCGGGUGAUAGAGUGCUUUUAACUCAGCCAAGGCUCGGGCUCUGUGGUAAGCUACAGCAGGUGGCUAUGGAGUAAACUCCUGUAAACUUGGCACACCUAGAAAGCCCAAGAGUUUACAGGCUGGCUCAAAGGAUUCCACACAGAAUGGUGAUCACUGAGAGGCUCAAGAAUAACUGAGAGCCUCUCAGAAAUCAGCAGAAGACAAUGUUCAGUUUGGGGAAGGUGGAAGCAAAAGGUUUAGAUCUUAUUAAAUCUGUGGCGUGGUUUUGUUGUUGUUAGUCUAAUGCCUUGGUGGCUAAGGGUGUUGGCUGCUCUCGCAGAGGACCAGCGUUCCAAUUCCCCGUUCAAUGUCUUUAACUGCAGUUCCAGAGGAUCCAGUGCCCUCUUCUGGCCCCUACUGCACACACAGAUGCACAGACACGCACACAGGCAAAUCCCUAUAUACAUAAAAAUUAAAUCUUUAAAAAAGAGAAAGGUCAGCCGUGGUAGCACAGGCCUUUAAUUCCAGCACUCAGGAGGCAGAGGCAGACGGGUCUCUAUGAGUUCAAGGCCAGCCUGGUCUACAGGGAGAGUCCAAGACACCCAGGGCUCUGUUACACAAAGAAAUCCUGUUGAGGAAGAAAGCAAAAACAAAAAUGAAUGGCAGCAGCAAAAAGCUUAUUAGUCUUUUCUUAGCAUUUCAAUGACUCACGUGUAUGUAUACGUGGGGAUGUGAAUGCAGAUAUGUUCUGGCCACAGAGGUAGGAGAGGGCAUCAGGUCCUCUGGAGCUGAGCCACGGUGUGGUGCUGGGAAACUCUGGUCCUCUACAAGAGCAGUAUGUGUUCUCUACUGCUGAGCCAACUCUCCAGACCCCAGUCUUGUUUCUUUACAGCAGAUCUCCACAUGUAGCCCAGGCUACUCUCUAACUCGUGACGUUCCUGCUCCCACCUCCAGAACACUGGGUCUGUGACAUUUUCAAAAGGGGCAUUUUUCAAGGGGGAAAAGAAAAAAAACAAAACCAAACACGCUUCGUUCAGGCCUUGUGGCACAUGUUUCUAAUCCCACUAACUCGGGAAGCAGGGGUACUAGGCUCUCUGUGAGCUUUACGCUAGCCUAGUCUAGAUAGAGUUUCCCAGGUCAGCCAGAUCUAUGCAGUGAGGCGCUAUCUCAAAAACAAUCAGGGCAUUUAUCAUUGUACCUGCGACUGGGUCAUCUCAGCAUCCCAUAACUUACAUGUGUGACUUUAAGAUAUAAUCUGGGGUUGGGGAUUUAGCUCAGUGGUAGAGCGCUUGCCUAGGAAGCGCAAGGCCCUGGGUUCGGUCCCCAGCUCCGAAAAAAAGAACCAAAAAAAAAAAAAAAAGAUAUAAUCUUAAUGCAUUUAUGUGUGUAUGGCAUUCAUUUUAUAUUUAAAAAAAUAAAAUUCAUAAUUUUAACUAUUUAAAAAUGUACAAUUCUGGGCUGGAGAGAUGGCUCAGUGGUUAAGAGCACUGUCUGCUCUUCCAGAGGUCCUGAGUUCAAUUCCCAGCAACCACAUGGUGGCUCACAACCAUUUGUAAAGGGAUCUGAUGCCCUCUUCUGAUGUGUCUGAAGACAGCUACGGUGUGCUUAUAUAGAAUAAAUUAGUUAAUUUAAAAAAAUGUCGGGGCUGGGGAUUUAGCUCAGUGGUAGAGCGCUUACCUAGGAAGCGCAAAGCCCUGGGUUCGGUCCCCAGCUCCGAAAAAAAGAACCAAAAAAAAAAAAAAAUGUGCAAUUCCGCGGCACUGGACACACCCACCGCUGUUUUGCGCGUGCAGAACGCUUUCCUCAUUCCCUCCACUUGCCCUUCCCCCGUAGAGCCAGCUAGCUGGCAUUUUUUCCUACCUAUUUAACUGUUCUGGGGAUUAAGCAGACGGCCGUAUGGCCCACCCUUCCCGUGAAGCGCUACCUCAGACUCAGCCGCGUUCUCCUCUAGGGUAUUCCACGCAAAGCGCAAGAUCAAUCAGUAAAGCCUGUGCUGUCUUCACCUGCCUCUGUCCCUCAGCUAACCUUACUUUCAUGUUGGGACACACACGAGCAGAAUUUCUCCCUUACCGUUGGCAAUGCCGAUUUCAUUCCUACAUUUGCUUGUUGUUGGACACUGGGUUGGUAUUUCCCCUCAGGGUAGAGCAAAACCUAGCGAGUGUUUCCCUCAGGUUGCAAUGGAGUUCUGGUUUCCAGGUUUUGGAUAUGAUGAUCACCUUUAGGCAAAGUUUGCUCUCCUUUGAGCUUUCUCCUUGGGUUAAGGUGUUACAAAUGACAUCACAGAAACAGAAUCUGAACCCGCGCUGUAGUUCCCGGCCCCUGCUUGAUGCUUCCCGCUGCUUGGUGAAGCCAGCAUUGGCAGUUUCAGCCGUGAGAGCACAAGCAUUGGAUCAAGACCAGAGAGAGCGUCUGGAGGGGAGGAGAUCUCCCCUGAACCCGCCCCAAGCUCUCAACCACAAUCUGUUUUUCCCAGCACACACACACACACACACACAUACACACACCACACACUCACACACACACACACACACACACAUAUACACCACUUGCAUACAUACUCACACACACAUAUACAACACACACACACAUGCACACAUAUACACCACACACACAUACAUACACAUACUCACACACACUCACACACCACAAACACAUACCAUACACACUCACACACAUACACAGGCUACACACACACUCACACACCACACACAUACACAUAUACACUACAUACACACACAGACAUACAUAUACACCACACACAUACCGUUUUUUUUUUUUUUUUUUUUUGGUUCUUUUUUUCGGAGCUGGGGACCGAACCCAGGGCCUUGUGCUUCCUAGGCAAGUGCUCUACCACUGAGCUAAAUCCCCAACCCACACACAUACCGUACAAAACAUACACACCACACAAACACACACCACGCACACAUACACACCUCACACACACACACACACAUGCACACCGCCCACACUCUCUCACACACACAUACACUCACACACACUCUCACACAUACACCCAUACCACACACACACACACACACACACACACACGCGCCACACACACCUAUGUACCAGAGAUCCCCAAGUCCACUCCUCAUGCCCCAGUGUUUACUAGAAGCCUCGCUGACCCCAGAGCCGAAGCUCACAGGAGUAACACUGUUAAGUAUGUGCUCCCUCCCAGGAGAGCCGGGCUUAGCAAUAAUCACAUUGCUACAGAGCCUGGGCACAGUAAGCACAGGAAAAUGGUGGGGACACCCCAUUAGUCCGAGUGCCUGGAUAAAGGCCAAGCUCAUAGAUAGGCCGUCUAAAAGGACAGCGGCACCAAGCCAGAUACUCUUAGCAUUUUACCUACUGCAACCAAAUGAAGGUUCUUUUUGGCCAAACCCAUCCAGCUACAGAAGAGAUGGUCUGUUCUAAACUUCACUCCAACUAGUUCCAAAUGCUUUCCUCCUAAGCUAUCAUUAAAAGCAGUUACAACAAAAGGAUAAAACCUUGACAAAGCCAAACAGUGGCUUUUAAAAUUCAGAUCAUGCCAUUCCUCUACUCAAAAGCCUCGAACUGCUAGGCAGCACCCUGUAAUCUCAGCAUUCAGGAGGCUGAGGAAGACCUGUCAUGAGUUCAAAACCACCCAGGCUGCACGGACAGCACCCAACCAACCAGCCAGGCAAAUUGAGACCUUGUCUCAAAAACUAAACCCAAGAACAAAAACAAGAAACCCUCAAACGGCUCUCUACUCAUUUAUUCAGAGGUGUUAAGAGUUUGCUUCUCUGUUGCUGUGAUAAUUACUGUGGCCCAAAAGCAACUAGGGGAAGAAAGGGCGUGUGUGGCCUACAGGUUAGUCAGUCAUCAAAGGAAGCCACAGCAGGGGCUCCAGGCACACAUUCAACUGCUCCCUGGCUUUCUGUUCAGGCUCACCUGUCCAGGGUACCACCGCGGGUCCCUGUCAACAUCGACUAAGAGAGUCCCACCCAGGUUCGCACACAGGCUGAUCUGACAGAGGCAAUUCUCCCAGUACAAGGUCCUCUUCCCACGUGUGUCAGGUUGACAACCAAAUCAGUCAUCAGGGGCAAAAUCUUUACAAUGGACCUCCUUUCCAAACCAUAAUCCUGUGCUCCUCUUCCCUCAACUAUAGCCUCCGUCGUAAACUUCCAAAUUAGAAUCUUCCCUAUUCAUUUAGUAAGGAGGUGAAUCCGGGAGUUAAGAACAACCGUGGUGCACUGGGCUCCAACCUGAAGCUAGUAAGCCCAGGCUCGCUUACGACUUUCUGAACCAUCUCCCUGCUCCAAAACCCACGUGACUGUUUUACAAAGGAAAUUCCCAACAUACAGGUUCUUUCAAUCCCAGAAAACUGACCUGCAUUUUCAUCAGAAAACUGUUGAAGAGAGUCAAAUGCGGAGAACCAGGAGAGCCUGUCAAUGUUCCUGAGCAGGGCACCUCAAACUAUCAGUUACUGUGGCAUGGUCUCAUCUGUGAUGAUUGUCAUUUUUUUAGACCCAUUGUGUGUGUGUGUGUGUGUGUGUG
Rattus norvegicus (Norway rat) is the source of this 6778-nucleotide messenger RNA. Lineage: Eukaryota; Metazoa; Chordata; Mammalia; Rodentia; Muridae. The record is from RefSeq and is a predicted model, not a curated record.